UGUGAUUUUUUUAUUCGGUUUUUCGUGGCGUCUGAUGCAUUGCAUACAAAAUAAUUUGAUCAAUAAAUAUUAAUUUCUAACAUCAAUAUCUCCGAGAUUCGCGAUUAUAUCUUCCCAAGGGAAAUAACUUAAUAUGGAUGAUGAAGUUAGUUCGGAUUUACAGAAGUGUUUAUCAGAAGACGGGCAAAUGGAAACGGAUGAAGGACCGCUCAUAAAUGAAAAUUCGAAUGGGCUUUCGCACCUUCUGACAGAGGGAGAGUUCAAUAGCGUGGAUGCCGUUGUAGCGGACGAGUCGUCAACGUCGAACCAAGACAGUCAGAAGACCAAGAUGGACACUGAUUUUGAGCAGGAGAGCAUUAGUGAAAUGUCCAAUGACGUAAACUCGGAGAGAGUGGAAGAAAUUCCAGCUAAGAUGGAUGACGAGAGUGCUACCGGUGAUGAUAAAUUUGCGGAAAAUCUUGAGGCCACUAAUGAUAGUACACUUGAACAGGAUACUGAGGCCGUACAAAAUGAUACACUGGAUGAAGCUUCAGAAACAGCUCAACUGGAAAUACCUGAAUCAAAUAAAUUGGAAAAGAAUCAGCAAGCUGACCAAGUGGUGGUAAAAUCAGAGCCGGAUACAGAGAAUCCUGAGAGUCCCCUCAAAGAAAAGUUAUCUAUACAGAUAAAGAAGGAAAUUAAAGAUGAAGAUGAUGACUACAUGGACCAAAAGCCAAAAGAAGAAUUAAAGGAACUUAAAGAUGGUUCUGUGGACCAAAAGCUAAAAGAUGAAUUGAAGGUGGAUAUCAAAAAAGAAAUAAAAACAGAGGGAGGAGGGGCUGAGGAAACCGAAGUAGUUUCUGAGGAUGAGCUGCCAACUGUACAAAAACCAAGUGUCAAGGAUGCAGAGAAUGUCUCUGACGAUGAGCUUCCAGGUCCGAAACCAGCUGACUUACCUGCCGAUACAGAGGUGGUUUCAGAAGAUGAGCUCCCUGCAUCUAAAAAAGAGUCGCGUAAGAGAAAGCCCGAUGAAGAAAGAGAUGGAUAUGACCCUGGAUCACCCACUUCAGAGAGUGAAUCUUCUAAUAAAAAGCAAGCUGUGGCUAAGAAUGGUGAAAGCAAACCUGUCCCUGCUGAAAAACGUUCAUCCAUUGAUGAGAAACCCAAGAAAAAGACCCUUCCAGAACUUGACAAGUAUUGGAAGGUCGUCAAUGAUGACCCCACUGAUUUCACUGGCUGGACAUAUUUACUGCAAUAUGUAGAUCAGGAGAGCGACGUGGAGGCAGCGCGCGAAGCCUACGACGCGUUUCUGUCGCACUACCCGUACUGUUACGGCUACUGGCGAAAGUAUGCCGACUAUGAAAAACGUAAAGGAAGUAAAAAGAAGUGCCUUGAGGUAUUGGAAAGAGGAUUGAAAGGGAUACCUCUGUCUGUGGACUUAUGGAUACACUACCUGAAUCACAUUAAAUCAACGAGAGCUGAGGACCACGCCUUUAUCAGAUCGCAAUACGAGAGGGCAAUUGAGGCUUGUGGUUUGGAGUUCCGUUCAGAUCGCCUUUGGGAAUCUUACAUCAAGUGGGAGGCUGAAAACGGCUCGGCUCUCAACGUCACAAGUAUCUACGACAGGCUGUUGGCCACGCCCACCCUCGGCUACACCUCACACUUUGACAAUUUCCAAGAGCACGUGAUGUCGGAGCCGGUGACGGGCGUGGUGACGCAGGCGGAGCUGGUGCGGCUCCGCGGCGAGGUGCGCGACGCGGCCGGCGCGCAGCCGCAGCUCGACCUGCCGCCCGGCGAGGACGAGCCCGUCGACCACGUGGCUUCAGAAGAAGAAGCUCAAGCAAUCAAGGAGCGCAUCAUAGCAGCGCGGCGGAAGGUGCACAAGACGACCGGCGAAGAGGUCGCCGCUCGCUGGGCGUUUGAGGAGGGCAUCAAGCGUCCGUAUUUCCACGUGAAGCCGCUGGAGCGCUGCCAACUGAAGAACUGGAAAGCGUACCUGGAGUGGGAGAAGCAGCACGGCUCCUUCCGCCGCGCGCUCGUGCUGCACGAGCGGUGCCUCAUCGCCUGCGCGCUCUACGAGGAGUUCUGGAUGCGGGUGAGUCUAGUACUGAACUGGAAGGCGCACCUGGAGUGGGAGAAGCAGCACGGCUCCUUCCGCCGCGCGCUCGUGCUGCACGAGCGGUGCCUCAUC
Molecule: messenger RNA, 2170 nt
Organism: Ostrinia furnacalis (Asian corn borer)
Lineage: Eukaryota; Metazoa; Arthropoda; Insecta; Lepidoptera; Crambidae
Product: pre-mRNA-processing factor 39-like
Exons: 16
Biological process (GO): mRNA 5'-splice site recognition; RNA processing
Cellular component (GO): U1 snRNP; U2-type prespliceosome; commitment complex
Molecular function (GO): protein binding; pre-mRNA 5'-splice site binding
Source: RefSeq, a predicted model, not a curated record